UCUUUCUCAAACAAAUGGUAUGCAAUCAAAAUAAGAAGUUCGCCGCCUCACAGCCACUUCUGUUCCCCUCCUAAAACCUCAGCCCCUCUGUGUCUCUCUUUAAAGCCGCAACCUUUCUCUCUACACUUUUUCAUAUAUAUUCAUCUAAUCAUAUAUAUUUAUCUGCCCAUAUAUGUGUCUAUUUAUGUGUAUUUGCUUCUUGUUGUAAUAUUCAACAAGAGCUGCGAUUGGAUUGAAGCUUAUUGGGGAGUGAAAUGGCGGGGAAAUCUAAUAAAGGGAAGAGCCGGAGGGGUUCAAAUAACGCAACUAAUUCUUCAGAGUCAGUGGUAUCUGCCAGUGCUCCUGUGAAAGAUAACCUAGCUGCUUCUGAGUCUGCCAAAGUUGAUUCAAAUGGAGCACCAGCUGUUAGUGAAUCAACUAACGCCAUACCAGAUGGCAAGGAGCCUGAAAGAGCAAAUUUGGCAAAUGAACCAAAGCAAGGUGAGCUUCAUCUUUAUCCUGUCUCUGUCAAAACUCAAAGUGGUGAGAAGCUGGAGUUACAGUUGAACCCUGGAGAUUCUGUCAUGGAUAUAAGACAAUUCCUCCUUGAUGCUCCUGAAACAUGUUUCUUCACAUGCUAUGACUUGUUGCUGCGCACGAAGGAUGGUUCAACUCAUCAGCUUGAAGAUUAUAAUGAAAUCUCUGAAGUAGCUGAUAUCACUACUGGUGGUUGUUCCUUGGAGAUGGUUGCUGCUCCUUAUGAUGAUAGAUCAAUCAGGGCUCACGUUCACCGCACCAGAGAAUUGCUUUCACUUUCCACGCUCCAUGCUUCACUGUCAACAUCACUUGCAUUAGAGUAUGAGACAACACAAAACAAGGCUUCAGGCUCAGAUACUGUAAAAACUGAGGUCCCUGAUCUUGAUGGGCUGGGAUUCAUGGAGGAUGUUACUGGCUCGCUUGGAAAGUUGCUAUCAUCUCCAUCGAAAGAAAUCAAGUGCGUGGAGAGUAUUGUGUACUCAUCAUUUAAUCCUCCCCCAAGCUAUAGGAGGCUGCUUGGAGAUCUAAUAUAUUUGGAUAUAGUGACAUUAGAAGGUAACAAAUAUUGUAUAACUGGAACAACCAAAACUUUCUAUGUCAAUUCAAGUACCGGCAAUGUCCUUGACCCAAGGCCGAAUAAAGCUACUUCUGAAGCAACAACUCUUAUUGGAGUCCUGCAAAAAAUUAGCUCCAAGUUCAAAAAAGCUUUUCGAGAAAUUUUGGAGAAAAAGGCCUCUGCACAUCCUUUUGAAAAUGUUCAAUCUCUUCUGCCACCAAAUUCAUGGCUAGGAUUAUACCCAGUUCCUGAUCACAGACGUGAUGCAGCCAGAGCAGAGGAAUCACUGACUCUUUCGUAUGGUAGUGAGUUGAUUGGCAUGCAAAGAGAUUGGAACGAGGAGUUGCAAUCAUGUCGAGAGUUUCCCCAUACGACGCCUCAAGAAAGGAUCUUGCGGGAUAGGGCUCUCUACAAAGUCACUUCUGAUUUUGUUGAUGCAGCAAUUAGCGGUGCCAUAGGAGUCAUCAGUAGAUGUAUCCCCCCAAUUAAUCCAACUGAUCCAGAGUGCUUUCACAUGUACGUUCACAACAAUAUAUUCUUCAGUUUUGCUGUGGAUGCUGACCUUGAACAGCUAUCCAAGAAACAUAGUGUAGAUUUUAAUUCAAAGACACAGAAUGUUGCAUCUUCACUAAAUCCAUCAGAAAAGGUUGCAACUGAUUUGACAGAUGGGGCUGGUAGAUUGUCCAAUGGGCAAUGUGAGGGAUCAGCUACAGGAGAAGGUAAUGGUGUUCUAGAAUCAAGUCAAUUAUCUUCUGAAAGCCAGCUAGCUGAGAGUGAGCAGGCUACAUAUGCUUCUGCAAACAAUGAUCUGAAAGGCACCAAGGCCUACCAGGAAGCUGAUGUCCCUGGACUUUAUAACCUUGCCAUGGCUAUAAUCGAUUACAGAGGUCAUAGAGUGGUGGCUCAGAGUGUUUUACCUGGCAUUCUUCAAGGGGAUAAAUCAGACUCCCUUCUGUAUGGUUCUGUUGACAAUGGCAAGAAAAUAUGCUGGAAUGAAGAUUUUCAUUCCAAGGUGCUUGAAGCAGCCAAACGCCUCCAUCUAAAGGAACAUGAGGUUGUAGAUGGAUCUGGAAAUGUUUUCAAAUUAGCUGCGCCAGUAGAGUGCAAGGGCAUUGUGGGUAGUGAUGACAGGCAUUAUCUGCUGGACUUGAUGAGAGUAACUCCUCGUGAUUCAAACUACACUGGACCUGGAUCCCGAUUUUGCAUCUUGAGACCAGAACUAAUUGCUGCCUUUUGCCAGGCUGAAGCUGUAAAGAAAUCAAAGGGUAGGUCUAAAUCUGAAGGAGAGGCUCAUGCAACUGAAGAGUCUUCAGAAGUUACUGGAGCUGAUGAACAGGUGAAACCUGAUGCAAACAUUCCCUCAGCUUCUGCUGCCAGUCAGGAGAUGAUACAAGAGGGAAAGGUUGAAACUGUUGAAGAAUGUGCUUCUGUUCCUUCGGUAAAAACUGAAACAAAUGAUGAAAUACUUUUCAAUCCUAACGUUUUUACCGAGUUUAAGCUAGAUGGGAGUCCAGAGGAGAUAGCAAAGGAUGAAGAGAAUGUGAGGAAAGCUAGUUCAUAUCUAGCUGAUACUGUGCUUCCUAAGUUCAUCCAAGAUCUUUGCACCCUUGAAGUGUCACCUAUGGAUGGGCAGACUCUUACUGAAGCUCUACAUGCUCAUGGAAUUAACGUGCGCUACAUUGGAAGGGUUGCUGAAGGGACAAAACAUUUACCUCAUUUAUGGGAUCUUUGUUCUAACGAAAUCGUAGUCAGAUCUGCUAAGCACAUCCUCAAGGAUGUAUUGAGAGAUACAGAGGAUCAUGAUCUUGGGCCAGUAAUCUCACAUUUUUUCAACUGCUUGUUUGGAAAUUGUCAAGCUGUUGGUGUAAAAAUGGCUGCUAAUAGUUCACAUCCAAGGACACAAAAGAAAGAAAGCAACCAUCAAUCUUCAGGAAAAUCUAGGGGCCAAACAAGGUGGAAAGGAGCAUCUGCAAGAAAGAAUCAAACCUCAUAUACAAAUAUUAAUUCAGAGACAGUAUGGUCUGACAUUCGGGAGUUCACAAAACUCAAAUAUCAGUUUGAAUUGCCAGAGGAUGCAAGGUCACGAGUAAAGAAGGUUUCAGUCAUACGUAAUCUUUGCCUGAAGGUGGGAGUCUCUGUUGCAGCUCGCAAAUACGAUCUUAAUGCUGCAACACCUUUCCAAACUUCAGAUAUCUUAGAUCUCCAACCUGUGGUGAAGCACUCAGUUCCAGUGUGUUCAGAAGCUAAGGAUCUUGUGGAAACAGGGAAAGUUCAAUUGGCUGAGGUAUGCUCUAUACUAGCUAGCAAGUGUUACGUGAUUGGCACAUCAGAGUCAUUCAUGAACACAGCUCUUCGCUAUCUGCAAGAGGCUUUGAAAAAGAAUGAAAGGCUUCUAGGAGAAGAGCAUAUCCAGACUGCUGUAUGCUAUCAUGCUCUUGCUAUUGCAUUUAACUGCAUGGGGGCAUUCAAGCUCUCACACCAGCAUGAGAAAAAAACUUAUGAUAUACUUGUUAAGCAACUUGGUGAAGAGGACUCGAGAACGCGAGAUUCCCAUAACUGGAUGAAGACAUUUAAGAUGCGUGAACUUCAGUUGAAUGCUCAAAAGCAGAAAGGCCAGGCUCUGAAUGCAGCUUCUGCUCAGAAGGCAAUUGAUAUCUUGAAGGCCCAUCCUGACCUGAUACAGGCAUUCCAAGCUGCUGCUGCAGGAGGAUCUGGGAGUUCGAAUGCUUCCAUCAACAAAUCCCUUAAUGCAGCAAUAAUUGGUGAGAAUCUACCUCGGGGCAGAGGAGUAGAUGAAAGGGCUGCUCGUGCAGCAGCAGAAGUUAGGAAGAAAGCAGCAGCUAGGGGCCUCUUGAUUCGACCACAUGGUGUUCCUGUUCAAGCUUUGCCACCACUUACACAUCUCCUCAACAUCAUUAAUUCAGGGAUGACCCCUGAUGCAGUUGACAAUGAGGAGUCAAAUGGUGUGAAGAAGGAAGCCAAUGGUCAACCGUCUAAUGAGCCUGUAGAUGCACCAAAAGACCAAGUACCAGCAGAAGAAGAUCAGGCUCCUGUUGGAUUGGGCAAGGGCUUAGCAUCUUUGGAUACCAAGAAACAGAAAGCAAAACCAAAAGCUGCAGCUUGAAAUUCUGGGCAUUGAUUUUGAUCGGGUAGCAGCAAGGCUUAUUUUUUACGUGAAAGUAGCAAGUUCUAAUUAGUAUGUGAGUUAUCAACAGCCAUAAAAUGAUAUUUGGAGGUUGAAGAACAAUGAGAGUUGCCAAAAGAUACGUCAUUUGCAUUCUAUUUUUUCCUCAAUAAAUAGGCUUGUAGGUUCAACGAGCAUCCUUGGUUUAGCAUGAACUGCAGAAUAGAUUUUCAAAGUAGUCUAAUUAGGUACAGAAUACAAAUUGACGAAGUUGUCAGUGGAUCAGUAUUCUUGUACUUGUUUUUGCUUGAUUUUGUUAUAGUUGUUACAUCCUUUGAUCUGUUCACCGUUUUAAGUUAGACAACCUUCUCGAUGGUGGCUGGUACUGUUACCUUUGUUUUGUAAUGGAAUCGUUCACCGAUUUUCAAUAUCAGAUCAUUUUUCAGUUUUGGUCUGUUUCAAAA
Molecule: messenger RNA, 4660 nt
Organism: Jatropha curcas
Lineage: Eukaryota; Viridiplantae; Streptophyta; Magnoliopsida; Malpighiales; Euphorbiaceae
Source: RefSeq, a predicted model, not a curated record